This is a messenger RNA of Eucalyptus grandis, 1002 nucleotides long. Its product is annotated as 3-oxo-5-alpha-steroid 4-dehydrogenase 1. The transcript is spliced from 2 exons. The record is from RefSeq and is a predicted model, not a curated record. Gene Ontology annotation, molecular function: oxidoreductase activity, acting on the CH-CH group of donors. Gene Ontology annotation, biological process: lipid metabolic process. Bases 115 to 897 code for a protein of 260 amino acids. NCBI's taxonomy places the organism in Eukaryota, Viridiplantae, Streptophyta, Magnoliopsida, Myrtales, Myrtaceae.
UUUCAGUUCACUUGUUAAUUCCCGUUCCACCACAUGCCGCAAUUCCAACCCAAAUCACCACCCGCUUAUUAAAGUGUCAUCAUCUCAGCUGCAGAAGAACACACUGGAGAGGGGAUGGCGAUAUCGACCGUACUGAAUUUCGUAUACCCACCGCCUCCGUCGGUGUUCACGACGGCUGCGUCGGUGAUGAUCGUGGCCUCGCUGGCCAUUGUGGGCUUGUCGGAGGCGAGAGGAGUUCACCUGCAGUACUCCAAGUUCGCCCUCGCUCCCAACAGGAAAGUCCCGAGCAGGACCGGGAUGUUGCUCUUCUACUCGCCGGCUUUCCUCGCGGGCCUCGCUUCUUUCUUGAUCUUCCCCGAUGGGGACCUCAGGUUCCUGGUCCUACGAUCAGCGAUCUCCCUUCAUUUCUUCAAGAGAAUCCUCGAGGUGUUGUUCAUUCACAAGUUCAGUGGACGAAUGGGCAUGAACUCCAUGGUGGUCAUCUCUCUCAUCUACUUCCUCUCAACCGUGUCGCUGAUCUACUCGCAACACCUAUCCCAGGGUCUUCCAGAGCCACCGGUGGACCUGCUCUAUCCGGGAAUAGCACUUUUCCUGAUCGGGAUAACCGGCAACUUGUACCACCAUAUCCUCCUCUCCAAACUGAGGAAAGAGGGUGAGGGAGAGUACAAGAUUCCCAAGGGUGGACUGUUUGGCUGGGUCAUUUGUCCACAUUACUUGUUUGAGGUCAUAGAUUUUGUGGGGAUUUCAUUCAUUUCCCAGUCAGUAUUUUCUUGUUCCUGGACUCUGGCCACAUUUUUCUACCUUCUGGGCAGGAGUUAUUCCUCCAGGAGGUGGUACACUUCCAAGUUUGAGGAUUUUCCUGGAGAUGUCAAGGCUCUUAUUCCAUUCAUUUUCUGAAUUGAUGAGAGUGGUGAUUGGAGGACGCUGGUUCAAUGGAUUUUCGUUUACAGAAAGUCAUGUAAUGUUUCAUUCUGAAUAAAAUUGACACGUGAAAUUUUCCAA